ACCCACGCACUUAGUGUCGUAUUAAAUAACACAAUAUGGCUUCCGCGAGAAAAAACAUUUGGCGCAAGACAACUUAGAUUGGACUUGAAGAUAACUGAAGUUCGGAACACAAUAUGGAACAAGUUAAAACUGAAUUUGGCAAAACUCAGUUGGUAGAAGAUGAAUUGACUGUUAACGAAGCUAUUUCAGAGCUUAAAGAAUACAAGUUAAGAAACGACAACCUCAUUGCUGUGGACAGCGAAGGGAUCUCGCUAAGUAGAAAAGGUAAAUUGACGGUUUUGAUCAUAGCAACAAGAGAGAAAGUAUACGUUUUUGAUGUGCUGAAGGUUGGCCAGUCCAUUUUCGAAUCUGGCCUAAGGGAAAUUCUUGAAGACAGCAAAUACGAAAAGUUGAUGUUUGAUUGCCGUCAAGAUGCCGAUGCACUUUGGCAUCAAUUCAACAUCAAAUUGGCAGGAGUCGUGGACUUACAAUUGCUUGAAGUCAUGCAACGUCGCGAGUCUCCGUCAGAUUUUUCAAGAUCAAAGUCAAGCACAAAAAGAAGGUUUUAUCGACGUCGCAGUCAAAAUACAGAAAAUAUAAAGAAAGUUUAUGGGUAUCGAAAUUGCUUAGAAUUGUACGUCAAAGAUGAAAAAAUGAUUGCUGUAAAAGAUGACGGGGUGAAAUUGUUCACAUCAAAUAUCCUUGCUUGGACGAAACGACCAUUACCAGAAAAGCUGAUUCGGUAUUGUGCAGUAGACACAAUGGGAAUGUUCAAGCUACACGAAGCGUUCAAAAGUAUGCUCAGUAUUUCUGAAAAAGCUCGUCUCAAGAUAGCCUCCGAUAAAUACACAGAUUACUACAGAGAAAAGAAGGAGAGAGUCUUCAAUGAAUACGAAACAAACUCAUAUCUUCCGCUUGAUGUUAUUCCCGAGAAAGGAACACAGAGUUUUCCAUACGCUGGAACGACAUGUACAAAAUGUGAUCGUAAAUUUCCACAAGAGGAGUUUAGCGUCACCCAGCUACGGAAAGGAGAACAAAAAUGCAGAGUUUGUAAGGAGAUUAAGCACGUGAACGAUGUUCAAAAGAACAGGGAAGAUAAUUGGGCGCGAGAUGAAGAAUAUGAGAAUUCAAUUUACAUAUCAGAUGGUGAAGGCGAAUUUUGUUUCUUAUAAAAAGGAGUGCAACACUUGGAGUUACUCGCAAAUUUAUCAUGGAAAAAUAAGUUAGCAAAAAUAUUCAUCUUUCCUUCCCGCCACAUACCAAAAUUACACACGUUCAGGUCAUCGUUCAGUAAAUAUGGAAUACGAAAGCUUAAAGAACACUGACGUUUUAACACGUGACCUCGAUUGUCAUUUACGAACGCUAUUGAUGAAAUAAAUUAUCGCGAAGAAAUAAAUAACUAAAAGUCCACUUAUUCACGCCCUUGCGAUAUUGUGUCCUUGAAAUUGCCUCAUUGAAAUGUCGAUUCGAUUCAAAACAAAUUGGUUUUUAAAAUGCGCAGUACAUUAAGAAAUAAAAAAUGCUUCCAAGAUGGACUAUUUUGGCGCAGUAAGAGUGCCAACAAAUGUACCAGUGUCACGCACUCAAUGCAUUAUGGGACUUGGAGUUUCAAUCUUUGCAAUAUAGAUGGUCGCAUUUUGCCAAGAUAAGGACGACAGACCAAAACCGCAAUACAACAAACACAUUCAUAAUCGAAAACAAGAUAGCAUUCGGCAAAGACGAGGAGGAUUCAAACACAAAACAAGCAGAAAAAGCAAUAAAUAUGUUGGAUUUAGUGAAAACAAAAACACAAUGUUAGAUGGUGUGUCGCUUGUUUAAAGGAGCUUCUUUAACGAAUAAAUAUUUUUUAAAAACGCAGAAA
This is a messenger RNA of Xenia sp. Carnegie-2017, 1840 nucleotides long. RefSeq names its product piRNA biogenesis protein EXD1-like. The coding region runs from base 114 to 1151 and encodes 345 amino acids. Gene Ontology annotation, molecular function: nucleic acid binding; 3'-5' exonuclease activity. The record is from RefSeq and is a predicted model, not a curated record. Gene Ontology annotation, biological process: nucleobase-containing compound metabolic process. The transcript has 2 exons. NCBI's taxonomy places the organism in Eukaryota, Metazoa, Cnidaria, Anthozoa, Malacalcyonacea, Xeniidae.